Penicillium subrubescens is the source of this 996-nucleotide messenger RNA. RefSeq lists its product as uncharacterized. NCBI's taxonomy places the organism in Eukaryota, Fungi, Ascomycota, Eurotiomycetes, Eurotiales, Aspergillaceae. Bases 1 to 996 code for a protein of 331 amino acids. The transcript has 3 exons. The record is from RefSeq and is a predicted model, not a curated record.
AUGAAAAUGGCCAAACUCUUACCACGCGGGAAAUGCCUGGACCUCCCUAAAUGGUUCAAAACCUUCCCAAACUUGGCAAGCCUAUCAAUUGAGCUCACCAGAGACCAUGGCCGGCCGACAGAAGGUGAACCCUGGUACAUUGCUAGGAUUGAGCCGCUCGAGCUAGGAGAAAAAGUGACCUUUCCUCCUCUUGAAAACCUCUCUUUGAGUGGGUAUCGCCUAUCGGAGGUGGAAUUGCUAUUCUGGAAGGAAAACUUCCCUUGGUCUGGACUGAAGUCGCUGUCCAUGGGACCGAUACCUACUCCGGGCUUUCUCACGGCGAUUACAGGCUGUGUGAAAAAUUUAUCUUUCUUUACAAUCUCGGCCUAUAACGGCUCUGUGGAUGGUCAGCUUCCGGAACUAGUGGCAUUUAUUAUGUCUUUUGCUACGUUGGAAUCUCUGACUGUCAAGGGAUUACCACUCUCCAUGGGUGCAGUAGGUUAUCAUUCAAACCUACAGAGACUCAUCCUGCAUUCGGUUGAGAACGACAAAAAAGAACGAAAAAUCCUAGAUGCGGAUGAUAUAAUGUACCUCGAUGAACAAUGUCCUAAACUUCAAUUUUUGGAGAUCGACAUCCGUCGAAAGGAUGAAUGGCCUGAGGAAAUAAUCGAUGCCCUAACUGAAGGCUUUGACAAUCUCCGUCAACUCCGUCUACACGUCGGACUAGAAAUCUAUGAGAAAACCAGAGCAAAUCCCCGAGCCAAAUUAGAGCCAACACUGAAUCUUGUUUCCGCCCACGAGUUUGGCCAGACUUUCUUCCGUCAAAGAAAGUCUUUGACAAAGCUCGAACUCAUCGCCCUAAAGACGGGCGAAAAGUUGCGUCAUUACCCAGAGGUGGCUCCAGACUAUACACAUGAAGAGAAUCGGGUCUCUCGGAUGUUUCACAUUUGGCCUUCUCAAUGCCUGAAUAGUGGGUUUGAAAUCAAAGAUAUGGAUGUUGAAGUCGAUGAUUUCUGA